Messenger RNA from Moneuplotes crassus, 1374 nucleotides. NCBI's taxonomy places the organism in Eukaryota, Ciliophora, Spirotrichea, Euplotida, Euplotidae. The record is from the annotation of a GenBank genome assembly.
AUUAAACAUGGGAGGCAGUCAGAGCAAGACCCCCACUCAAAAGCACACUAUCAAUCCAAAAUACAUCCCUAGACCAGUAAAGACAAGCUCUUCACUAAAAAACGUAAUCCCCGCUCCCUUCAAAGCCCCUGCGGACAAUGACGAGGAAGAGAAAAUCCCCAACUACUACGAGAACAGGGAUAAGACUAAGCAGCACACUGGGGAUUUGGAGUACAGGGAAAGAAUGGAUAAGCUUAAGGCGGAGCAGAGGAAAAAAGUUAAGGAGAUGAGGCAGAGGAAUGUGAAGAAGAGAGGGAUUAUUGAACAUCCUUGUGAGAGAGAGGAUGGAGGAAUGGGAGCUAGGAGUAAUAGGAAUGGGAGAGUUCCGAUGGGACAGCGUUUUGGAGAAGUGGGUUUGGAUGAAGAAGAGCCAUACAACCCGGUUAGUCAUAGAGUGUCUAGAAGAGUUGAGAAGCCGAAAAGGGAAGCUUAUAUGAGGCAGAAUCUGAGUGAAAAUGUUCCUGCUGAAGAGGAGAAGAAGGUCCCUGAAAUAAAUUGGGAAGAAGAGAAAGAAACUUCACAAGAACGUCGAAGAAGAGCUGAAGCUGCUCAAGAAAGAAAAGAGAAAAUGAAGAAGGUUCUUGAAUUAAAAGAAAAGGCAAAGGAAAUGUACUCCAAGAGAAAUAUUGACGAAAGAACAGGAAAUCAAGGCUUUAUUGGUAUGUUUAGAAGACAACUCAGGCAAAGACAACCAGCUAGAAGUCCCAAGAAAGAAGCAAUUUAUGAGAUUGAAGAAGUAAAAGAAUCUGAGACUGUUUAUAAAGAUAAAAUUGAUUUUGAAAAUGCAACUGAGGCUGAGAUAAUUGAUGACUACAAGGAACAAAUGAUUGCGAUUAGAAACUUUAUCUUGUUUGAUGAGAAGAUUCCAGAUAACAAAGUCAAUUCAAAAGACCUUAUCGAAAAACAACAAUUCAUCAGAAACCAAUUAGGUUUGAAUAAAGUAGAAGAAAAUGAGCAAAGUCUGGAUACGGGAUUUAAGAUUAUUGAUACAUUGAACAUGCAAACCCUUUUUGUCCAUGAUCCUGAAUUUGAAUGCUAUUCAGUGAUGACAGGUAAGAAGUUUCCCACUGGUUCAAAUGAAAAAGGAGUUUUCUGCUAUUUUAAAAGCGAAGGGAGAGAAUGCGUUCACUGAGCUGAAGAAUUUGCCAAAGGGGACAUUCUAAUGAAACUCUCCUCAUGCGGACAUGUCUUCCACGCAGAUUGUGCUGAAGAGUACAUGUAUUAUAGCAACCAAUGUCCUCUAUGCAGAGCCGUUCUUUACCAAAAAUAACACCCACAGCCCCAUUCCAUAAUGAUUUCCACUUAAAAAUUCUCAUCAAUUUCCCACCUUCAUUC